AUGGCAAGCGAAAAUGUCAUCCAUGGAAAAUUUGAGGUCAAGAUAGUUAGAAAAACCAUUGUCAAAGCAGCAGAUCCUUUACCAGAGAGGCAUAUUAUUUCCCUUUCAAAUCUUGACCUAUUAUCUGGCCGAUUUCCAGUGACAUACAUUUACUUCUAUAGUAAACCACAAAGCAUUCACUCGAUCAGUAAUACCCUGAUUGAAUCUCUUUCUCAAUGCCUCAGCCAUUUCUAUCCUUUUGCAGGUACGAUUUCUGAAAAUAAGAAAUCAGGCGAACCUGAGAUCAUCUGCGACAAUAGUGGAGCACUUGUCACAGAAGCACAAGCAAGCAUUCCGCUGAAGGAGUUUGACUUUUACAAUCUCAAUCAGUCUUUCCAAGGGAAACUAGUCUCCACCGAACACUUCUUUCCAGUGCAAGUCCAAAUCACAUCCUACAUCUGUGGAGGCAUAUCAAUGACGUUCACAUUUGACCAUGCACUAGGUGAUGCAAGUGCCUUCGGCAAGUUCCUGGUGACAUGGUCUGAGAUAGCCAUGAAAAAACCAAUAUCUUGUUCCCCAGAUCAUAGCAGAGGUCUUCUUGCCAGGCUCCCUCCCAGAUAUGAUCCGUCCUUGGAUGAAUCAUUCAUCACCUGCACCAUGGAAGACAUAUGCAACAUGCCUACAAUUAGUAUAUUGCUCAAACGCCUGUAUUAUAUAGAUUACUCAAACAUUGACAGAUUGCAAAGACUUGCCAACACAAAUGGGAAGAAAAGAACCAAAAUUGAGGCUUUCUCAGCUUAUAUAUGGCAAGUUAUGGCAAAAGUUGUCGACAAAAGCCAUAAUAAUUGCAGGAUGGGGUGGUUAGUCGACGGACGAACAAGAUUAUCCAAGAACCAAAACUCUAUGUCCAAUUACAUUGGUAAUAUGCUAUCUCUAGCUUUUGCAGAUUCAGAUAUCAAGAAUUUAAAGCAAGGAUCCAUUGCAGAUAUAGCAGAAAUAGUUCACAAAGCAAUUACUACAGUAACUAAUGAAGCACAUUUUAGGAAUCUGAUUGAUUGGGUGGAGUGCCACAGACCUGGACUGAUGUUAGCAAAGAGUGUUCUCGGUCUCAUGGGGCCAACAAUCGUAAUAUCAUCAGGUAGAAGAUUCCCAGUUGCUGAAUUAGACUUUGGAUUUGGGAGUCCAGUUCUUGGAACAGCCUGUUCGACCAUAGAAAGGCUAGGAGUGGGUUAUUUAAAUCAGAGGCAAAGUGCUAGAGGAGAUGGGUCAUGGACUGUCUCAGCAAUCUUAUGGCCGGAGAUGGUUGAGGCACUUGAGUUGGAUCCUAACCACAUAGUUCAGCCAAUGAAUCUCAACCAUAUUCUUCCGUGAUGCCUUUUUUGUCAUGAAUAUCUAAGUUACGAAAAUGGCUGUAGUAGUUGGUAAAUAGGGUACUCUUCACCCUCGUGUACUAAUUACUAUAUAAGACACAUCUGUCGUUUUCCGCGUCAGUUUUAUCA
This is a messenger RNA of Salvia miltiorrhiza (redroot sage), 1478 nucleotides long. RefSeq names its product coniferyl alcohol acyltransferase. Lineage: Eukaryota; Viridiplantae; Streptophyta; Magnoliopsida; Lamiales; Lamiaceae. The record is from RefSeq and is a predicted model, not a curated record. The transcript has a single exon. Gene Ontology annotation, molecular function: acyltransferase activity, transferring groups other than amino-acyl groups. The coding region runs from base 1 to 1350 and encodes 449 amino acids.